Ichthyophthirius multifiliis is the source of this 1911-nucleotide messenger RNA. Its product is annotated as zinc C2H2 type family protein, putative. Lineage: Eukaryota; Ciliophora; Oligohymenophorea; Hymenostomatida. The transcript has a single exon. The record is from RefSeq and is a predicted model, not a curated record.
AUGAUAUAAAAAUCUUCCGGUACUAUGAAUUUUAAUAGACCCAUAGCUUUGAUGUGUUAUAUAUGCGGUCGUGAGUAAUAAAAACAAAUAAUUUUUAUAUUAUUAAAAUAAAAAUAAAUAUAAAUAUAUAUUAAAUUCUUUAUAAAUAAGAUAUGGCACAAAAUCAUUAGGUAUUCACCUUAAAACUUGUAAAUCCAAAUGGGAAAUCGAAGAGAGUAAAAAACCUCGAAAUUAACGUCGUCCACUUCCUUUACCUCCCGCAGGUUUAGAAUAACUUCUUUCUUUAGAUGUUAUAAGCGAAAAAGACAUAAGAGAAUUUAACACUGGUGCCUUUAAUAAAUAUAAUAAUGAGGCUUUAGUAAAAUGUCCUAAUUGUAACAGAACGUAAACAAAUAAAAUUAAAAAUAAAAUAAUAAUAAAAUAGUUUUAAACCAGAAGCCCUUGCUCAUCAUUAAAAAGCCUGUACACCUAGCAACCCUUUCAAGCCCUUACCUCCAUAAAAUGGUGGUGAUGGAUAAAUGAGCGAAUUUCCAGAAGAAAACGACGCCGCAAGUUUAAAACCUUGUGUUUAUUGCGGCCGAAAAUUCGCUAGUGAUAGAAUUGCUAAACACGAAAGUGUAUGUAAUAAAAGCGAUGGCAGCCAAAAAUUAAAAACUCCUGUAAAAGGUCUAAAUGAAGUAAAAUAAUAAAGCACUGGAAGUACAAUUAGAAUGCCUCAUUCAGACUAAAAAUCAAAUUCGAAUUUCAAUUCUGGAGGAGGUGGGGGAAAUUCAGCUUCUUCUUAUAAUUCUCCAGUAAAAUAAAUUGUGAGACCCAAAACUUUGGUUUGCUAUAUUUGCGGAAGGGAAUUCGGAACUGCCUCACUUUAAAUACAUAUUAAAACUUGCGAAUAAAAAUGGGAUAUAGAAUAAUCAAAGCUUCCUAAAAAAGACAGAAGACCAUGCCCAAAACCGCCUUAGAAUAUAAAUCAAUUAGGAGGUAUGAAUGCUAAUGACAUCUAAAAUUAUAAUAAUUAAGCUUUUGAUGCUUAUAAUAAUGAUGCUUUGAUUCCAUGUAAAUUUUGUAACAGAACUUUUACUCAAACAGCUUUAGAACAUCAUAAAAAAGUAUGUACAGCCGAAAGACCUUUUAAACCGCUUAAUAGGCCUUAGUAAGAGUAAAAACAAUAAUAAUAAUAAUAACCAUAGUAACAAUAAUAAAAAUAACAAUAAUAAUAUUAGUAACAGUAAUAGGAAUAUGGUGUACCUAAAGGAGCUUAUGAUUUAUCGAAAGAAAGUGGCGAAUAAUAUGAAUAAGAAUUAGAAUUGGUUCCUUGUGGAAAAUGUGGAAGAAACUUUGCCUCGGAAAGAAUUUCUAAGCAUGAAAAAGUAUGUAAAGGACCAACUGAGAAAAAAGUAGUUAUAGAACCUCCUAAAGUAGAAAAAAAAAAAUAGCAAGGAGAUCCUUUAUGGAAAAAAUAACAUGAAGAAUUUAUAGAAAGUAUGAAAUAUAUGAAAAAAAUGAAAAAAAUUUAAGAAUAAGGAGGUGAUAUUAGGCAAUUACCGCCCCCAAAAGCUGCUAAUACAGACCAUUUGAUCCCUUGUCCGUAUUGUAAUAGAAAAUUCAAUGAUUAAGCAGCUGAAAAGCAUAUCCCUGCAUGUAAAAAUACUAUUAAUAAACCUAAAAGUGUAGCCUAGAGUGCACCUAAUACUUUCAAAAUGAUGUAAUAAAAUUCAGGAUAAUAAUAAAUGUAAUAAAAAUAAUAAUAUGGAGGAUUGUAAUAAAAGUAAUAAGGAGGAGGAUAAUAAUAAUAAUAUGGGUAGUAAAUAUUUGGAGGAGGGCAUUAAUAAUACGGAGGAACUUAAUAAUAGCUUGGAUAAUAAUAAAAACUUGGAGGAACAUCAUAAUAAUAAUUUAAAUUGAAAAAAUGAA